Messenger RNA from Rhincodon typus (whale shark), 3832 nucleotides. It is a transcript of the gene rmi1, whose product is annotated as RMI1, RecQ mediated genome instability 1, homolog (S. cerevisiae). NCBI's taxonomy places the organism in Eukaryota, Metazoa, Chordata, Chondrichthyes, Orectolobiformes, Rhincodontidae. Gene Ontology annotation, biological process: resolution of meiotic recombination intermediates; double-strand break repair via homologous recombination. Bases 1750 to 3696 code for a protein of 648 amino acids. Gene Ontology annotation, molecular function: nucleotide binding. The record is from RefSeq and is a predicted model, not a curated record. Gene Ontology annotation, cellular component: nuclear body; RecQ family helicase-topoisomerase III complex. The transcript has 2 exons.
UUAGGUAGGCAAAAACUUGGCAGACUGAAUAUAAUGUAGGAGUAUACGAGCAGGAUAUUAUUCAAAUUGAGAAAGGUGCAGCCGGGAGCAGUUUGGGGUCCUUGAACGUGCAUUUAAAAACUAGCGUCCAAGUUCAGUGGGUAACAGAGAAAGCAAAUGGAAUGUGGCUCUGAUUUCAAAGCGAAUGUAGAAUCAAAGUAGGGGCGUCUUGCUAAUACUAUACAAGGCAUUAGUCAGAUUACAUUUGGAAUAGUGUGAACAGUUUUGGUCCCUUUUAAUAGGGAAAUAUAUAUUGGUAUUGAAGACAGCCAAAGAAAGUUCACUAGGUUCAUCCUAGACAUGUUGGGAUUCCUUGGAUUGAAUAGGCUAGAUCUAUACUCAAGGUUCAGAAGAAUGUGACGAGACCUUAUUGAGCGAUUCUUAGGGGACUUGACAGGGUAGUUGCAGAGAAGUUGAUUCCCUGUGUGGGAGAGUCUAAAAGCAGAGGGUGUAAUCUUUGAGCAAGGAAUUAUACAUUUAUGGCAGAGAUGAGUAGGAUUUUAGUGACAUCCUCAGUGACAAAUUUCUGGAAUUUUUUAGUGUAGCCGACUGUUGAGGCUGAGUUGUUAAGUAUACUUGAGGCUGUGAUAGGCAGAUUUCUACACAUAAAAAUAAUCAACAGUUAUGGGGAAAAGGCAGGAAAAUGAAUUCAAGGAUUAUUAUCAGCCAUGAUGUAGGAGCAGAAGUUGCUUAUUUGACCCAUUGACACUGGUCCAUAACUGACCAAGGAUGUCAAAAUGAAAUUUUGAUGACUUUUUUCAAAAAUCUGGUCAUUGUUGGAUUAGGUCUGCAUUUAUUACACAUCCCUAAUUAGAAACUUAGAGGUGGUAGAGAGCUAGCUGCUUGAGCUGCUGGGAGUCUUUUGGGUUUAGGCAUGCCCAGUGUUAAGAGAGUUCCAGGAUUUUGGCCCAACAACAAGAGUUCCAAAUUAAGAUGGUGUGUGACUUGAAUGGGAACAUGGAAUGGUAUUUCCAUACAUCUGCUGGCUUUGUACUAGGUCGUAGAGGCCGUGGUUUGGCAAAUGCCAAACUGCAUGUUUAGCAGAAGUUUGGCAAGUUACUUCAGUGCAUCUUGUAGAUGUUGCACAUUACUGCCACUGUGUGUUAUAGUUUUGAACAAAUUGAAUAUAGAUGAUUGUGGAUGGAUUACCUUGUCUUGGAUGGUAUUGAGCUUCUUGUGUUGUUGGAACUACAUCUAUCUAGGCAAGUGAAGUAUUCCAUCACACUCCUGAUUUGGUGCCUUUGAGAGGUUGGACAACCAUUCGUGACACUGGAAAUGGGUUUAUUGCUGCAGAAUUCCUUGUGCCCCAUCAUAUAUAUAUAAAAGUGAUUCAAUUUCAUUCUGUCAGAUUGAUGUUAUUGUAAGGUAUGCGGCUCUAGGUGACUGAGAGUGUUGGCUUUUACAAAGGAUUUUUAAAAUUUGUUUCUGAGCUGCAAUUGAAGACGCACUCUUACUUUGAAACCAUAAUUACCUUUAAGUAGGUUGUGGAUUAUGUGACACUGGACUAGAUCACUAGGUUAGUGAUCAAGUGAUUAUGAAGGAAUGAUGAUGUAACACGUGACUGGGAGGGGAACUUGUAGAUGGUAGGAUACCCUCGUGCCUGCCAUCCUUAAUCCUGAAGGCUGUAGAGAUUGUGUUGCCAAAUGCUUGAUUGAAGAACAAGUUUGUGUAUGGUGUUCAAGCCCAUUAAAUGAAAUUUAGAAAACCAAAAUGAUCUCUGCAAGAAUUGAAACUUGGUUGGAAGCAACAUGGCAUCUCAAAGUUCCUUCACAUUGGCUUCAGGCAUGUGUAGAGUGGAUUCAACAGGAGAACCAAGGUGUUACUUUAACGCAGGCCCAAAUCAACAAACAAGUUUUUGAGCAAUGGCUUCUUACUGAUCUCCGAGAUCUGGAGUAUCCAAUUUUGCCAGAAGGAAUCUCUGAAAUGCAGAAAUGCGACCUCAAUGGAUUUUACUGCUUGCAGAUUGAUUCACUAGUUGAUGUCAGCCAAGCUGCAUACAGCCAGCUGCAAAAAAUCAGGGGAAAGGACACUACUAAUGAACAAGUGACAUCAACACAAAUAUCGCAAAGAUCUUGGGAAGCAAAACCAACCCGAAUGUUGAUGCUGCAAUUAACGGACGGAGUCCAGGAGCUUCAAGGUAUGGAAUAUAAGCCUAUUCCUGCUUUGCAUAGCGGCCUUUUACCAGGCACAAAAAUCUUGUUGCUGGGUAAUAUUGCCUGCCGAUUAGGAGUUCUGCUUAUUAAACCUGAAAAUGUAAGGAUGUUGGGGGGUGAAGUGGAAUCUCUUAUGGAAGAAAACUCCCAAGAGAGACUACUUGCAAGGUUAAUUGGGGAACCAUAUGAUACUGCUGUAACCAGAGUGAAUAAUAAUCAAAAUACAGCCGAAAGGACUAAUGGGAUGCCUCAGCUCUUGGAACCUUCGGAUGAUGAGCUUUUGGCUGGUUUUGAUGAAAAUGAUCUGUUUUUGGAGUCCAGAAUUGAUUCUGAAAGUGGAUAUUGUAGUAGAACUGGCACUUUAAGUUGUGUUUCCAAUUGCACACAGCCUUUGAGCAGCAGAUGGCAAAGUAUGGACUCCCAGACUCCAGAAAUGUCCAGAGGAUUUCAAAGAGAAGAUAGGGAAUUAAUAGAUUGUAAUGAUGAAGACUUUGAUGAGUUUCCCAUGGAUGAAUUUGAUGAUUUGUUCAUCCAGGGUGAAUUGAAUGCAGAAACUGAGCAUGAUAGAGCAAUGAGCCAGUCCCCAAAAUCUCUCAAAUCCUUAGUAGAACAGCCACAGAGAAAUAACGUAAAGCAUGUUGCAGAAGCAACAGAUAGCAGACCCAGUACAUGCCAUGAGCAAAGUGUAUUAGCUGCUGAUAAUACUUCUGGCUCUCAAAUAAAAAGCCAAGCUAACCUUCUUAAAAGUGGCAUACAUACUGAAAAUGCAAGGCCGGGUUCCAUGCUAAAUGAUCACAAUUCCAUGAAAAAGACAGGCAUUACUCCUGUGGAAGGAAUAAAUAAUACAACUGUUCUCACUACGGAACUGAGAAAGGAACAGCUUAAUUCAUUAACGCUGUAUGAGUCCUUUGACAGAAGGCCAAAGAACGACUCUGUACCUGAAAUUCUGUGCACCAUGUCUAAAGUAAUUUCAGGUUCUUCUGGCACUGGAGGCAAUUUUCAUAAUGAUGAUGCAGGAAUAAGCAAUAUGAAUGGAAGAAAGGUCAACGAUCAAUUUGUGGGAUUGAAUUCUCUACCGUUUACAUACCUAAAUAUUCUUUUAGAUAAGAAACCUGAUGUAAUAACUGUGGUACAAAUCAAAGGGUUCAUUGUUACCUUACUGGACAAACUCACAAGUAAUGAUGGACUGUGGAGUAUUAAAGCUAGAAUAUCAGAUGGUACUGCCUACAUGGAUGUAGAACUUGGUGAUAACAUUUUGAGAAGCUUGAUUGGUUUUUCAGUAGCUGAAAUGAGAAACUCAAUAAAAUGUCCUAAUCAACAGCAAAAGAUAACCGUGGGGUUACAAAAAUGCCAACAGGAGUUGGUGGACCUUUGUUGUCUAAUGACUAUUGAAUUUAACCCAACUCUAACUACUGCUAGAGUCUUGGCUUUCCGUGAAGUAACUGUAGAAGACCUGCAGCAUUUAGAAUGCCGGGUACAUUCAGAAAGAAUGGUGAUUAAAUAAUUAAACAACUGGAGUUUGAGAUUUAUUUUCUGUGUGCUAUUGCAUUACAGAUUUGGAGGAUUAUUUUAAUCAAAUUAAAAUACAUGUGUUUAACUUGUGAAAUUUGACUUCUGAAAAAUAAACAAUUUUUAAAAUG